Molecule: messenger RNA, 510 nt
Organism: Limulus polyphemus (Atlantic horseshoe crab)
Lineage: Eukaryota; Metazoa; Arthropoda; Merostomata; Xiphosura; Limulidae
Exons: 1
Coding region: 1-510 (169 amino acids)
Source: RefSeq, a predicted model, not a curated record
AUGAAUAAUCAUAUAGGUUUACCACAUAAUAAAGGAUGGGCUACUGGUAACGUAAGAGUGGAUAUUCAUAGAGUUUUACCACAAAAUAAAGGAUGGGCUACUGGUAACGUAAGAGUGAAUACUCACAGAGGUUUACCACAAAAUAAAGGAUGGGCUACUGGUAACGUAAGAGUGAAUACUCAUAUUGGUUUACCACAAAAUAAAGGAUGGGCUACUGGUAACGUAAGAGUGAACAUUCAUAGAGUUUUACCACAAAAUAAGGGAUGGGCUACUGAUAACGUAAGAGUGGAUAUUCAUAGAGUUUUACCACAAAAUAAAGGAUGGGCUACUGGUAACGUAAGAGUGAAUACUCAUAGAGGAUUACCACAAAAUAAAGGAUGGGCUACUGGUAACGUAAGAGUGGAUAUUCAUAGAGUUUUACCACAAAAUAAAGGAUGGGCUACUGGUAACGUAAGAGUGGAUAUUCAUAGAGGUUUACCACAAAUAAAGGAUGGGCUACUGGUAACAUAA